Molecule: messenger RNA, 1715 nt
Organism: Aegilops tauschii subsp. strangulata
Lineage: Eukaryota; Viridiplantae; Streptophyta; Magnoliopsida; Poales; Poaceae
Source: RefSeq, a predicted model, not a curated record
GGUUUCACGCCGCCGCCGUCUCCGUUGCCACGCCACGCCCCCGUCCUCUGCAGCCUACAGUCGCCUCCGGCCACGUCCCCCACGCCAGCAAAUCGACGCUGCCGGACCCGUCCCGUCCCGCCGCCUCGUCCCGUCCCGCGGCCGUAUCCUUCGAUCGAGAUGCUUGGCGAUAAGCCCGUCCAGAUUAGCCAACUGGCCAAUGAUGGAGAUGGGGCAAACAAGGCGUGGACAGGGGAGAAGAGGCGCCGCAAGAACCUGCCCCCAUCAUCUUCACAUGCUACUGCCACUGCCGAUGACCAUGGAGACAUGGAGGACACCAUCCAAGGGGGCAAAGAUCCGAUUUCUCAUGCGACAGACAUGGAGGGCACCAUCCAAGGGGGCCAAGAUCAGAUUUCUCAUGCGACAGACAUGGAGGGCACCAUCCAAGCGGGCCAAGAUUAUGAUCUGCUGCUGAAAACAGAGCCGGCACAAGAAGAAAGCGAGCAGCGUUUCGGGCCGCACUUCCUUCUCAGCAAAGAAGACCAGGCCAAGGAUCGUCAACUUUUGCUUGCCAAUAUUCAGAAGGAGGACGAUUAUCCUACUGACCUGCCACUUUAUUUGACACGGGAGGAACACAGAAAGAUAGAAGCGCGCCUUGCACGCUAUCGCGUCGCUCAUUACAAGGUUGUGAAUCCGGAGUGCGCACGUGAGCUCAAGGAACCAGAAGAAUACACCGAUGAUGAAAUUCUUAACGAGUCGUACUUUGAGGGGUUAGAGGAUGAUGAAAGUUUUGAGUGGUACAUCCAUCGUGAAGACACCUACAACAUUGAAUUGAAUGACUACCAACGGAUUGUCCCUCGUAAUUUUCUGCCUGGUAGGAGUGGAAACCUGUACUGCUAUCAUGAUGAGUACCGCUCACGUUAUCAUACAUAUAAAAUUGAUGAUGUUUAUGUCAAGUACUAUGCAGAAAUUUCAAAGAAAAUCAAGUGGAUUGCAGAUUUUUUGCAUCUGGAUCGCAGGACUAAGGAUUGGAUAGAAUGGGAUACUAGAGCAUGGAGGCAAGCAUUGAGGAUUGCAACUGGCUUUCCCCAUAUGACUGAAAAAUUAGCUGGUUAUGCUUAUGACGAGUACAUUACGGAGCUGGAAAUGGAUGCGUCCCUCAAGGACAUAGAUCUCCUCUAUUUUGAGAUCUGGAGGCUUGUCGCUAAAGAAAAUAGAACUUACAAAGAGGCUGUAAAGGAAGUUUAUGAGUCUGGCGAGUUCCCUAUACACAAAGCAGUACUACAUGCUGAACUCAAUGGGGGCCAUAUCUUUGUAACGAUGCAAGAAAUGAUUUACGCUGUUGUCCUGGAGGGUGGCAUUGAACUGACUGACGAAGAGAAGAAAGCUAGGGGUGUGUUUAGGAAGUUAUCUUUCAGCAUGCAUAAACCAAUGAACAUGGCUCAGUAUGCUCAGAAGAAGGUGGAGAUAGCAAAUCAGUUGAAGUUGAACAAAGAGGAUGGAUUUGUUCCCUUUAGACCCUUCGAGUUCUGAGUAAGGGAAGACUGGAUUUGUCCCUUUUGGUCUGAAAUGAGUGUCUAUGAUCCGUUAGCUCAUCUGACAGCGAGACAUAACUAAUAGGAUGAUUGUAUUACAUAACCAGCCCAACAGUCUGAAAUUGCGGAUGAUGCUUGGCUCUAGUUUACAUUUGUGGUUUCUGAAAACAAGGGACUACAUCAAACUACUACAUCAAACUU